AUCGUCCCGGGCAUCAUCACCAUCCUCCGCGCUGCGCCGUAUCGCGGAGCUCCACCCCUCGACCGCGGUCGAUCGCCGUCCGUACGGAGGGGGCAUCACUCCUCCCGGCUCUGCGGAUGCGGUCUCCAUGACGACGACCAAUGGCAGCGCUCCGCGGCUCCGUGGGCGUGUCCGGCUGUCGUCAGCCGCCGUCGGCUGUGGGGCGCGCUUUUAUAAGACUCGCGCGGGCGCAUUGGGCGCGAUAACUUCGUUAGUCAUUGCUCGUUAGUCAGGGCCCCAAGGCUGGCCGCAGCGCUGGACGGUCGGUUCCAGCUGUGGAGCAGCGCCAUGGCGGCGGCUGCCGCCGCCGUGGCCGCCGAGGAUCCGCGGCUCCAGGCGCCGGCGGUCGGCGAUGAACGCCUCGGCGGCGGCGGCGGAGUCGUCUCGCACGCCGGCGGCCAGCAGGACUGCGGCGGCGACAAGCGAAAGGUCGAGCUGGCGUCGCCGCUGUACGCGCUGCAGGAGCCCAGGCACCGAGACGGACAGCUCCAAGGACAGGGAGAUGGCGGCGCCUUCAAGAAGCUCAAGCUGGAGCCCGGCGUGUCCGAUCUGGGCCUGUCGUCGUGUGGCGGCGGUGUGCUGUCCACCACGUGUAGUCCCACGACGCCCGCGAGGCGGCGCCACCGGACCACCUUCACCCAGGAGCAGCUGCAGGAGCUCGAGGCGGCAUUCGCCAAGAGCCACUACCCGGACAUCUACUGCCGCGAGGAGCUGGCACGCAUCACCAAGCUCAACGAAGCGCGCAUUCAGGUGUGGUUCCAGAACCGGCGCGCCAAGUACCGCAAGCAGGAGAAGCAGCUGCAGAAGGCCCUGGCCGCGCCGGCGGCGCUGCCGCCCGCGGCCUGCAACGGCAUGAUGCGCGGCGUGUACGGCCCUCCGCGCACGAGCUCGUACGCGGCCUACGCCGCCGCAGCAGCGCACCCGCACCCGGCGGCACGGUACCCGGCGUACAGCGCCGCCACGUCACAGCCCUUCGGACACCAGCCCGGGGCGGCGGCGGCGGCCACGUCGCCCGAGGAGGACUGGUACCAGCGCGGCUUCUCGGCCCUCAGGGCGCCGCCCGCCUCCGUGUCCCAGCAUCCGGUCUACCACAGCUAGGCACCGCCGGCGCUGCCCUGCGCUCGCGCUGCCCAGAACGCGAGCCGGUCGCCGCUGGCGCGCGCGCACCGACUUCUCGACCCAGGGAACACCCCACGUGUCGCGUCUUGUGUAUAGCUUCCACAUUGGUGGCGAUUUCACCACUGAGCUGCUGCUGCACGGUGCUUGGCUUUCUGACAACUGCGAUUCUCGCUGGCGUGAAAUCGGGCAUUUCUUUUGUUUCGUUUUCAAUUCUUUAGCGGUUGGACUAUACCCAUUCAGCUAACCAGGAAGCUAGCAAUUGGCAGCACGAGGGCGAAUUAGCCAAUAUUUCGAAGCACAUGGACUCAUUCCAUGUGCUUCUCAGUCCAUGUGCUGCGAGUUGGCUAAUUCGUCCUCGCGCUGCCAAUUGCUAGCUUCCUGGUUAGCUGAAUUGGUAGAGCGACCGGCCCGGAAAGGCGUUGGUCCCGGGUUCGAUCCCCGGACCAAGACGAAUUUUUCUUCACCUAGAAGCUUUCCUUUGUGAGAAAUCGGUGUGCAUUUCCUUGCGGCUUCGUCUACAAGCAGGUGGUUGUCAAUUACGCCUUUUACAACCCAUCCGCUGCCUUGCCGAAUUCCGCAGAACUCAUUUGCAAUUGCAUUUCAGCGAUACGCAUAUCUUCAACGGGGCCGGCCCUGGGUCGAGCAGUGGCGACCGGCACACCGAGUCGCAGCGCGAGCGCAGAGCCGCCGCCGUUCUUUGGUGGACGACGUCACAAAAUGUCACGCACACGUUAACAACGAGCGCCACACCCGUACCGUUCCGCGGGGGACGACGCAAUGCGGGCGACGCCCGCACCGCCGAGCAGACCACGACCGCCCGAUGCACGGUCCGACAUUACAUACACCGCCGUCACCGCCGCUGAGCUGCGCCAAAAUAUGAACACGCCUGCCGGUCACCUGCAGCUGCCGUCACCGCUCGCCAACCGCCACACAUCUCGUAUACGCGCAUCGCGUGCAGCCUGCGGCGAUUCGGAGUGGACGGCUGGGCUAAUUAACUCAGGGACACGAACGCGGAUGCCAAAUACGAAACAAUUUUGUUACACUUAGAAGGCACAGACAAAAUGGGAGGGGGGGGGGGGUAGAUAAUACGGUUUCAUCUUAGAAUAAGUGGCAAAAAAAAUAAUAAAGGCCGAACGCGACUUCAGCACCGCCGCUAAGACCUACGUGAUGGUGUUUCUAUGACACGCGGAAACGGCCCUAGAAUGUCGCUACAUUAAUCGUGGAGUGCAAAUAUUUACACACUCUGCGCUGUAUAACGAUUUAGCCUGAAGGAGCAAGCCCUCUCCUGG
Molecule: messenger RNA, 2447 nt
Organism: Rhipicephalus sanguineus (brown dog tick)
Lineage: Eukaryota; Metazoa; Arthropoda; Arachnida; Ixodida; Ixodidae
Product: homeobox protein unc-42
Exons: 3
Coding region: 328-1137 (269 amino acids)
Biological process (GO): regulation of transcription by RNA polymerase II
Molecular function (GO): RNA polymerase II transcription regulatory region sequence-specific DNA binding; DNA-binding transcription factor activity, RNA polymerase II-specific
Source: RefSeq, a predicted model, not a curated record